GUGGCGGGGCCAGCGGAGAAGGAUGCGUGUCUUCCCGUGGGGAUUUUGGCUGCUGUGUGUCGCCUCCGCCCCGGCUCGCGGUGACAGCGGCAGCAAGGCGAGGAGCUGCGCCGAGGUCCGGCAGCUGUAUGGAGCCAAGGGCUUCAGCCUCAGCGGCGUGCCCCAGGCCGAGAUCUCCGGGGAGCACCUGCGGAUCUGCCCACAGGGCUACACCUGCUGCACCAGCGAGAUGGAGGAGAACUUUGCAAACAAAAGCCGAAGUGAAUUUGAAGCCAUGAUGAAGGAGGCUGGUCGCUCUGUGCAGGCCAUCCUAACAGCACAGCACAGGAGCUUUGACAGUUAUUUCCAGGAUUUGUUGAACAAGUCAGAGAAGGCCCUUUAUGAUGCCUUUCCAAGCCUGUACGGAGAGUUGUACACUCAGAACGCGAAGGUGUUCAAGGACUUGUACAGCGAGCUGCGCCGCUACUACCGCAGCUCCAACAUCAACCUGGAGGAGGCCCUCAACGAGUUCUGGACACGGCUGCUGGAGAGGCUCUUCAAGCUGCUGAACCCCCAGUACCACAUCACAGACGAGUACCUGGACUGCAUGGUCAAACACGCCGAGCAGCACAAGCCCUUCGGGGAGGUGCCCCGGGAGCUGAAGCUGAAGGCGACGCGAGCCUUCAUCGCAGCGCGCUCCUACGCGCAGGGCUUCCUGGUGGGCAGCGACGUGGUCAGAAAGGUGUCCCAGGUGUCCCUCAGCCAGGAGUGCACCCGCGCCAUCAUGAAGCUGAUGUACUGCCCGCACUGCCGCGGCAUGGCCAGCGUGAGGCCCUGCAACAACUACUGCCUGAACGUCGUCAAGGGCUGCCUGGCCAACCAGGCCGACCUCAGCACCGAGUGGAAGUACCUCAUGGAUUCCCUCAUGGGGGUGGCCGACCGCAUCGACGGGCCCUACAACGUGGACACUGUCAUUGGCACCAUCCACAUGAGGAUUGCUGAAGCCAUCUCCAACCUGCAGGAGAACAAGGAUUCCAUCACAAGCAAGGUGUUCCAAGGCUGUGGAAAUCCCAAAAUCAGCACAAAAGGCUCCAGUAGUGAGGACAAGAAGAGACGGGGGAAAGUGACAUUGGAAGCCAAGUCCUCUGCCCAGGCCCUGGAGAUGCUGGUUUUAGAUGCCAAAGGGAAUCUGACAGCUCUCAAGACAUACUGGAUCACCCUGCCCAGCAGCCUGUGCAGCAAAAAAGUAAUGGCCAGCUCAGCUUCAGAUGACAAAUGUUGGAAUGGGAUGACCAAGGGCAGUUACCUGCCCGAGGUGAUGGGGGAUGGCCUGGCUAACCAGAUUAACAACCCAGAGGUGGAGGUGGACAUCACCAAGCCAGACAUGACCAUCCGCCAGCAAAUCAUGCAGCUCAAGAUCAUGACAAACCGCCUGGGCAACGCCAACAUCGGCAACGAUGUGGAUUUCCAGGACACCAGUGACGACAUGAGCGGCUCCGGGAGCGGGGACAGCUGUCCUGAUGACGUCUGUGGCAAAAGACUUUCUAAGAGCCCCAGCACCAGGCAGCCAGAAACACACGCCAUUCCUAAGCAGUCCGGACACGGCGUCCAUGGGGCCGGCAGCAGAUCUUUGCCUUCUGCCUCCCUCCUCCUCCUCCUCCUCUGGCUGGCUGCCAUCGCCCCGCAGCACUUGUGGCGGUAACUCGCUGGCACAGCCAGGACACAGACUGCGGCUGAGGGCUUCACUUUGCCAAAACCAACAACCAACAACCAACCAACCAAAGGACGUAUUUAAUUCACCUUGGCAAAAAAAAAAAAAAAAAAAAAAAAAAAAAAAAAAAAAAAAAAAAAAAAAAAAAAAAAAAAAAAAAAAAAAAAGGAAAAAAAAAGGAGGAGAAAAAGGUUUUCAGAAGGUUUCAGUUGUUUGCUAUUUCUGGCAGUGCUCGAGCUGUUUUCUUCUUUCUAGGUCUUUCCCCAAUGCUGGGCCCUUCUUUCCAUACCUCAUUGUUUUACUUUUGUUAUAGCCACAACCUGGCUCCUGGGGCUGGAGCCGGCCUCUGCAGAGGGCUCCGGAGAGCCGGGCCGAGCCCUCGCGGGCAGCUGUGCUGCUGCUCGGUGGAAUAUGCAAUUGCCCCGCCCCUGCCCCGCCUCGGCACGGCCGUGCUGCCUCAGGGGCUCGCUGGGCUCUUCCUCUGUGCUUCCUAGCUGGGCAGAGAUGGCCCUUCACCUCCGGUGGGCUACACAGGAGCGUGAGCAGCUUUGGUGGGUUGAACUGAACGAGUUUGGCAGCGGCUGUUGGACCCAAAAAUGCAGAACUCGCUUUUCUUUGGAAAGGUCACAAGUGGGUUUCUUGACUAGAGCUCGUAGCUGAGGACAAUUUGAAAUGUAGGUUUCCUACAUCUACGUGACUGGGAAUGAGUGUUAGGGGUUGGGGUUUGGGUACUUUUUCUUUGCAUGCUAGUUGGAAAGCCAUUUUUUACCCAAGUAACAAUGGUCCAGUUUGUACCUGCAGUGCAGUACCAUUGUAGGUAACAGAGAGAUGCAGAUGUGCACAGUGGGAUUCUCUGUGUGCCAGACAGCUGUGCUGCCUCCUCCUUCUCUGGCCCCAGCCAUAGACAGGAAUCCAGGUUUUUUUCUUGGUAAUGAGAGACAGCAGGGACAUUUUACUAACUGGAGCUUUGGGACUGGUUGUGCCCCUUCAAGCAGCUGCCUUAGGGCAGAGAGGGGCUGCUGGGGACCACCAUGGGCCAUACCCAGGGCACUGGCUCAGGGGGGAAUGUGAAAAAGGAAACAUUUUGUUUGGGAUUUCUUUUUACCUUUGGUGUUUGUUUCAGUUGUACUGUAGGUUUUUAAUGGAUUCCACUUUCCCUGUUCCUUCCCUACGAUCCAGUUCACCUUCCCUAACCCCUGCAGGCACGGGCUGAGCCAGCAGGUCAGACAGCCCUGGCAGCUCUGUUUGGGCUCAGGGGAGGGCCAGGCUCACCCUUUGCUCCCAUCCCACCACUCACAGCCUUUGGGUGAUGUGGCAGCUGCCCUAAGCCCAAAUUGCUCUGUGGGGUGGGCUCUGGGCCAGGUGUGAGACUGGGGGUAGUGGGUGAAGUUACAAAUGUCCUCCUGUGGCUGUAGGAGUGUCUGUGCUUGUUAGGGCUCUGUGCUGGGGCUUCCAGAGGCUUCUGUGCCUGCUGAGCAGCAGGCCUGGGCUGGAGCCCCAGGUGUGGCAGGGGCUGGUACAGCACAGUCCCUGUGGCUGCCUGGGCCAGCAGCACUCCCAGCUUGGGUUUGAGCUCAGGUUUGUGCUGGGCUGAGAGGGAGGGCACAGCUGGGCUGUCUCCUGCUUUUGCACAGCAUCUCAGCAUUUCUGCUCUGUCGCCAGAGGAUAUGUGCCUUUGGGCUGAGCAAACAUUGGGGUUGGCCUUUGGCUGUUUUCUAAGAAAGGGGAAAAAAACCCCCAAUUUUUAACAUGAGCAGUUUCUGAAGUGUGCAAUUUAAGGAAAGAUGAGGACAUGAGCAAGGUAAUGCUGAAAGGCAGCUCAUUCCCUGCCCUCCCUGGGGCACUGAGGGUGCCUCAGAAUAGGCAGAGCUUUCAGGCCAGCUCUGCCAGCCUCUCCAAGCCACAGUGAUCGAUGUCACUGACUGUGCGUCCUUUCUGCCGCGGCCUCACCUCCCUGAAAGGCAAAAAUCCUCAUCUGCUUGGGUGUCAGAAAUGAACACUGGCUGCUGGACAAUGGCUGAAGGACAGACAGUGCCACUGCACCCCUCAGAAACCUGCAGAGGAUCAAUGUAAGCAGUGGUUUUGUCUAGAUUUAUUUACUGCUAGACAUGUGGCAAAUUCACAUGAUUUUUACUGCUCUAAAGAGUUCCUAUCUUUUCUUUUUAACUUUUUAAAUCAGAAUUGUAAUUAUAAAUUUAAUCUUCAGUUCCAACAAUCCCCACAACCAAUUCUGCAGAAGCUUUACAUCCAAAGGGAAAAAAAAAAAAAAACUGGGGGGGGGAGGGAGGAAAAAUUAAAACAUUGUAUUCUCAUCAAAACACGGCUGGGUUGGGGCUUUAACACGUGGAUGCUGAGGUCAGUGGUUUGCUUUGCAGAAUGGGAGCUUGAAAGUCACUUCCAUUUCUGUGCAAUUACUUUUUGCUGCCUGCCUGUUAUCCUCAAGAGCUUCUUAUGGGCCCCUUCACAUCUUAAAUGUGAAGCCAGGAAUUUACUGAUUAUCCAGUUAGUGUUUUAACAAUUUAAUAGCCCCAACUAGUGGUUCUGUUACAAGAUAAAAACCUGAUAGUGCAAAUUAAUAAGGCAAAACCUCGAAGAAGCAGUAAAAUCUGUUCUGCAGGGGAAACCCUUCCUGAAGCCUUCACCUGGGCUGGGGUUGAGCUGCCACCUCCACAUCCCUCGUGGCCCUUGCAGAGGCCAGGCCAGGUGAGGCAGGAGAGCAGCCUGAGGUGGGGCAGGGCAGGGCUCAGCCCCUCUGGGCCCGGCAGUGCUCACUGGUGGCCCUGUGGGUUCACUUUUCCAUCUGCCCAUGGUCAGCCCGCACUGCUGCUUUUUGCUGCUCCCUGGGUGCUCAGUGGUUCUGCUCUCCCCUGCCUUGAGGGUGUUUCCCCAGCUGCUGCCAUGAAGUGCCCUGGGGUUGUUUGGCUGUGCCGCCUUCCCCGGGAGCUGCAGUGGCUGAAAGCCCCCAGGAUAUCAACUCCAAACUAAAGCAAACUGAAACUCCUGCUGACUGAACUCCCACUGGUGUGGCUGAACAAGCUGAAAUCAACCCAGGUCCAGACAAGUCCCGAGCCUGUGGUUGGGCUGCUGCACAACCUGGGGCCUUUCAGUGCUUCUAAAUGACAUUUCCUGGGCUGCUGCCUGCUGGAAAACACUGUGACACCUCCCCGUGGCUGCUCUGGGCUGGCUGCAUGGGGGAUCUCUGAGCAACUGGGCUGGCUGGGACAAACAUUGCUCCCAUGCUGUCAGGAUGGUGAUAUCCAUCAUGUUGUGGUGUGAACAGGCUCAUACUUGGCAGGUGCAUGGAGGGGGUAGUGGUGUAGGAAAAAAUCUUUACAAAGGCCCAAUCCCUGGGAAGGGGAGAAAACCAUAAAUGGUGGAUUUCCAAGUGUCUCUGUCUUUCAGCCUGCUCUUUGUGCCAUAAUGUGUAUGUUUUAAACAAUGGUGAGGGUCUCGAAAGGCUUUGAGAGCACAGCUACUUCUCAUUUACAGAUGACAAGCUGCCUGUUGUUUUCUGGUGGGCUUGGUAGGGGCUAAGGUAUAGCAGAAUAUCUAAAGUCCACCUUUGCUUUAAACAGAUGCAUUUCUAUCUGCAGGAGUAAGAAUUAUUUCACUUAUCAGCAUAGCUGGACAGUUAUCUAUUUCUUUCUGUUACCAAGGUACUUGUAACUCUCUUGCACUGUUUAUCUAAAGUUGAAAUAUGUUCUUUGAAUCCUUGUAUAAAUAAAAAGGCUGGAGACAAAUCUGG
This is a messenger RNA of Zonotrichia albicollis (white-throated sparrow), 5435 nucleotides long. It is a transcript of the gene GPC1, whose product is annotated as glypican 1. The record is from RefSeq and is a predicted model, not a curated record. Gene Ontology annotation, cellular component: plasma membrane; cell surface; synapse. Gene Ontology annotation, biological process: cell migration; regulation of protein localization to membrane; negative regulation of fibroblast growth factor receptor signaling pathway. Gene Ontology annotation, molecular function: fibroblast growth factor binding. NCBI's taxonomy places the organism in Eukaryota, Metazoa, Chordata, Aves, Passeriformes, Passerellidae.